This is a messenger RNA of Aphis gossypii (cotton aphid), 1142 nucleotides long. RefSeq lists its product as uncharacterized. Bases 101 to 658 code for a protein of 185 amino acids. The record is from RefSeq and is a predicted model, not a curated record. The transcript is spliced from 2 exons. NCBI's taxonomy places the organism in Eukaryota, Metazoa, Arthropoda, Insecta, Hemiptera, Aphididae.
GGUCUCAAAUCGAAAAAACGGUAAAAAAAAAAUAGCUAACAUUUAUUGUUAACCAUUUGCGAUUUUCACUUUAUCAGUGUCGUCAUCAUCUUUCUUAUUGAUGGUAAAUAUUAAACGCUGCUCAAGCAAAAUAAGCACCAUCGUCCAAACGUGUGGCGAUAUGAGUGAUAAGAAAGCAGAUUACUCAUUUCCCGUUUACUUCGGAGACCGCUGUCAAGUCGGCGAUGAAAUGUUGCGCUGCCAAUACUUGCAACACUUGGACCGAUCGACUGCUGCGGCAGCGGUAACCGAGGUUGAAGUAAAGCCAUGCAACGACCAACGGUGUUCAUAUUGGUCCAAGCCUAACUCACCAACAGACGAAUCGUCUAUCGAAACCAGCAAAAACGAAGCAGAAAACGAAAAACGCGACGGCAGCACUUCGGUAGGACACUCGGACGCGAUGGGUCCGUUGAACAUAAUGGCAGCCAUAAUACCAUUCGAGUCCACGUAUGAGGAGCUGCAGUGUUCGCGAAGUUUCGACGUCUUACUCUCUUCGUCAAGCGAGUCGAUGGGAACUUUCGACAUCAGUCGUCAGAGCCUUGGUUCAAAGCUGUCUUCGGAAAGUUCAAUCGAGAUUCGGACCUUCGACGAUGACGAUGAAACGGGAGAAGAGGAGUAAGGUCCGCAGAGAAAAACGACAGAAGAAACGAUAAAAUAUUCGAAAUGCAGAUAAAAACGUCACUACCACUAGGUCGUAUAUAUAAUCCAUCGAGGUUUUUAUAAGUAGGUAUAAUAUAAUAUUAAAGCUCUGAAUGUAGUAUUUGUACUUUAUUUGAGAUUUUAAAUUCAUUUUAAACGUUUUUUAGUAUGCUACAUAUAGAUACCUAUUCACAACACCACACUCGUCAUCCAUUCUACUCGUAAAUAUUAUCAUUCAUUGGUUCCUCGUAAAAAAGAACUUUAGUUAUACAUAAAUGUAAUACAUUAAGCUUUAUAACCCGACAUCGUCCAAUUAACCUAAGUGUCUAUUGUUUUAAAUUUUGUCUUGGUGAAAAUACCAAACCUUUACAAACAUCAUAAUAAUUACAAUGAUUACUUUUAUAAAUUGACCGCCGCGUCCCACAAAAGAAAUUGUGAUCAAUAAAGAAUUACUCGUUGUGCAA